UCAUGCAAUUCACGUGUGUCUGCCAUGUCAGCAAAAAAAGUAAGACACAGUCAAAUCAUUAAAGCUUCAAAACCCUGUUAUACCCUCUGCAAUCGAUCAGAUGAUGUUGCUAUCGCUCCUGCUAAUCGCCUGUUCAGCAUCCAGUGUGAUGGGAAUUCCUAAAAGUGGGAUAAUGAAAGGGCCAGGGGAAAUCAAUUUCAACAACAAAGUGAAUACCAAGUGUGUCCAUCUCGGUUUGUACAGUGACAGCACAAUUUUUGUCAGUGGUGACGACGUUACAGUUUCUGAGGGAUCUACAGUGACUCUGACACUCAUUGUGCUUAGAGCCAAUUGUGCCAACUUACAAGAGGAUGACUGUGCAGCAGAUGUUUGUUCUGUUAUCGAAAAGGAGUCCUUCACACCAGUUGCCAUCAGUCAGUAUAAGCUCCCUCAGGACAUGGAACACUUCUCCUUUUUGGAAUACAACACCGUUUAUGUGAACACGACUACUGAAUUGACUGCUGAAUUGUGCCGGUUACAAAGCAAAGAUACCGGUUCCAAUACACCUACUACCUCUGGUACAGUAAACAUCACCGAAGCUGGCACCACCACACGAAGUCAGUCUCCCAAGAGAGAAGCUGAAAUGCCGACAAACAACCCUGCCGUGUCUGUUCGUAUCAAUGGUGCUGGUGGAGUGUAUAGAGUUAAAGUGAUCGCAGAGCUCAGCUCACCUGAUGCUACAGCAAAUAUCUCAUUGAAAUUUGAGUUGAAGAACUCUCAUGGGUAUCUGGAUGCUAUAGACUUUCCUGCUCUUGUGUUUUAUGGUGUAAUGACUGGAGUGUAUGCCGUAUACGCGAUAGCCUGGCUGAUAGUGCUGGGACUCAACUACACUGACCUGGUCCGACUCCAGUUCUGGGUGUUGGGGGUAAUUCUGCUGGGCUUUAUGGAAAAGGCUCUCUUCCUAGCGGAGUACGACUCUGUCAACAAGGGGAAUGAGUUGCACCUGCUGAUAGUGCUGGCUGUAGUAGUGUCAGCUCUGAAAAGGUCCCUCUCCAGAAUGCUACUGGUCAUAGUUUCUCUGGGGUAUGGCAUAGUGAGACCCCGACUGGGCGACUCAAUGGCCAAGGUCAUUGGAGCUGGUGUCAUCUACUGGGUGCUGGCUAUUAUCAACGGUGUUCUCAAAGCUAGAACACCCACAGCUGCCAGUGUUAGCACCCCAGUGACUGUAUCCUAUGGCCUGUUGGUCCUGGUAGACAUUGCUAUCAUGUUCUGGAUAUUCUCUGCGAUUGUUGAGACUCGCCGCACACUCAGAGUCAGGAAGAACUUGGUCAAGCUCUCUAUGUACAACCACUUUUCGUAUGCUCUCAUCUUCGCAAUGCUUGCAACCAUUGGAUUUGUGAUCUGGGACAUUCUCGCUCACUUCUUCCCUUCCAAUGAUUGCCUCACGGACUGGAGUGAGGUGUGGCUUCAAGACUGUUUUUGGCAUGUCCUCUUUGUCAUUAUUCUCGGGAUCAUCAUGGCCAUUUGGAGACCUGGCGCCAACAAGAAGAGAUAUGCCUACUCACUUGUGGAUGACGAGGACGAUGAUGAGGAGUUUGAGCAGGGCACUAACAAGAACUUUGAGACCGUAAAGAUGCGUCAAGUUGGAUCCACUUCUGAACCUCCUCCCCCUUCAUCACAUGCUGAAGAUGACCUAAGAUGGGUUGAAGAAAAUCUACCGACUUCAGCUCUUGACAAAGCUCUUCCUCUGAUCCUGGACUCGGACGAGGAGUUGAUGACUACCAAGUUUGAAAGCUCAAAAAUCAACUGAUCCAUUAUUAUGUGUACAUGUACUGUUUUAGACACCUAAUAGUGUGAGUUUAUGCAUAAUUAUAAUUAUGACUUCUUGUGUUAAACGCUUAAA
Messenger RNA from Halichondria panicea, 1882 nucleotides. RefSeq names its product transmembrane protein 87A-like. The record is from RefSeq and is a predicted model, not a curated record. The transcript is spliced from 16 exons. Gene Ontology annotation, biological process: retrograde transport, endosome to Golgi. Bases 101 to 1789 code for a protein of 562 amino acids. Gene Ontology annotation, cellular component: membrane; Golgi apparatus. Lineage: Eukaryota; Metazoa; Porifera; Demospongiae; Suberitida; Halichondriidae.